Engraulis encrasicolus (European anchovy) is the source of this 2732-nucleotide messenger RNA. Its product is annotated as mitochondrial adenyl nucleotide antiporter SLC25A23-like. The record is from RefSeq and is a predicted model, not a curated record. Gene Ontology annotation, biological process: transmembrane transport; ATP transport; ADP transport. Lineage: Eukaryota; Metazoa; Chordata; Actinopteri; Clupeiformes; Engraulidae. Bases 1147 to 2679 code for a protein of 510 amino acids. Gene Ontology annotation, molecular function: calcium ion binding; ATP transmembrane transporter activity. The transcript is spliced from 12 exons.
UUUAAAGACACAGACUCCCCUUCCGACGACCAGUCAGUGCCCAGCGCAAGUCGAGAGAUAGCCUUCCACCCACGACCACCACACCAACGCUCUGAUCUGUUUGCCUAUAGUUAUGUUGAUGGUAUCCUCCAUCCUAUUGAUGUCAAGCCGCUGGGGGGAGCGGUGGUUCGACAUUUCGUGAGCCGAGUAGGGCAGGCAUUAAUGUUAUAGACUGCCAUUCGCCCGAGAAGGCGGAGGAGGAGGAAGGGACGACCGCUGCAGCUGCGGCUGCCUGGCACUUGUGCACCGCCGCCUUGGCUUGCCUUGACUUUGCAUGCAGAGACGUGGAGUGCAUUCAUUGCAACACGACACGCAAUCCACAUGGUGCGCUAGCUCUGGCACUGCGAACGUGACUCGGGCUUAUCUAGAACUAUCCUGGGCUGGGACGACAGGACGGUGCACUGGCGUUUUGGAUUUCUCUAGGCCUACAGGCAGGCGAGCAACAAGGACGAAGGGCUUGGACGAGAGAGAGAGAGGUCAUGGGGAUUGUGUAGAAGAGCGACUAUUGCCAACCUCUCCUGCCUGCUGACCCAAAGCUUCCUGGUUUAGACUACAUCUUUUUGGUGCGGAUUUCCCCCCUGACAUUUACCCAUUUCGGUUGAUCUUCUUUCAGGAGUGUUUAUUUUUGGGGGAUUUUCCUCACGCGCACCUACACUAUGCUUCAACAGAUGUGAACGUUUUUUCUUCUUGUUGUCAACACUGUCCUCGCGUGUGUUCUCUCAUUCUGUCUUUUUUAACGACUUCUGCUCGUAUUUUCUCCACGGAAAUUGCAAACGUCUUCGGCAGUAACAGGCGCCACACUACCUGGGGAAUAUGGCGUGUCUAGUCCCGGCUGUACACGGUUAAAAGACGGGGAAACAGCUCAUGUGAACGAGUGGGCUGCACGCACCACCACGGGCUAUUAGCUACUGUAGUUUUAUGCGGGAUACAUGCGCGUCUCGCCAUCGGCUCUCCCUGUUGUGUUUGUGUCCGUGUUGACUGUUGACACUGGGUCUCCCGACACACACACACACACACACACACACACACACACACACACACACACACACACACACACACACACACACACACACACACACACACACACACACACACUUGAAGACUUCCAUGAAGGCAUCGGCGCAGGCGGGCUUUCCUGCUCUGUGGAGCCGGGCGCAGUGCAUGGCUGGCGGGGGAGUGGGUGAACCAAAGCCGGGAAUGGAGUCGGAACUGGAGCUUGAGACGGACCCAGACGCAGAGGCAGAGCCAGAGUGCGAGAGAGCGCGGCGGUGGGCUGCGCUGUUCGACGAGCUCGACCUCAACAAGGAUGGACACAUCGACAUCAGCGAGCUACGGGCCGGACUCAGCGCACGGGGACUGCUGGGCAGGGGGACCGUGGAAGAGCAGCUGUUGCGUGCGGGUGACAGCGAUGACGAUGGAACGCUGGACUUCCAGGAGUUCUGCACCUACCUGCAGAGCCACGAGAAACGUCUCAAGAUAAUGUUCCACAGCCUGGACCGCAACAAGGACGGCCAGAUUGACGCUGGUGAGAUCCAGCUGUCUCUUCAGUCUCUGGGCAUCAACGUCAGCCUGCAGGAGGCCGAGAGGAUUCUACUGAGUAUGGAUCGGGACGGCACGAUGACCAUUGAUUGGAUGGAGUGGAGAGACCACUUCCUGUUUAACCCUUUACGCAGCAUGGAGGACAUCGCACACUACUGGAAACGCUCUGUGAUGCUGGACAUAGGAGAGCAGUUGACGGUGCCUGAUGACUUCUCUGAGAAGGAGAAGCAGUCGGGUUUCGUGUGGCGUCAGCUCAUGGCUGGAGCGAUGGCUGGAUCAGUGUCCCGCACAGGCACCGCACCACUAGACCGCCUCAAAGUCUUCCUGCAGGUGCAUGGUUCUAAGUCUGACCAGGGUAACGUGCUGUCUGGCCUGAGGGCGAUGAUCAAGGAGGGGGGUCUGGCGUCGCUAUGGAGAGGGAACGGCGUCAACGUACUGAAGAUCGCACCCGAGACCGCCAUCAAGUUCCUCGCAUACGAACAGAUAAAGCGAGUGAUGGGAGGAGGUACGGACGGCGGUUCUCUAAAAGUGCAUGAGCGCUUCGUAGCCGGAUCACUGGCAGGAGCAACUGCACAGACAGCCAUCUACCCUAUGGAGGUUUUGAAGACUCGUCUGACGUUACGCAGGACCGGCCAGUACUCGGGCGUGACGGACUGUGCCAGACAGAUCCUUGAGAAGGAAGGAAUACGCGCCUUCUAUAAGGGAUACGUGCCCAACAUGCUGGGGAUCAUACCUUAUGCCGGCAUAGACCUAGCUGUAUACGAGACUCUAAAGAACGCCUGGCUGCAGUCCCAUAGUGGGGUGUCAGCUGAUCCAGGUGUGAUGGUGCUGGUGGGAUGCGGAGCGCUCUCCAGCACCUGUGGCCAGCUCGCCAGCUACCCGCUAGCACUCAUACGCACACGCAUGCAGGCACAGGCCUCUGUCAUAGGUGCUCCUCAGGUCUCCAUGGUAACUCUGAUCCGCAACAUCAUCAUGGAAGAGGGCGUGGCUGGACUGUACCGGGGGAUCGCCCCCAACUUCCUCAAGGUCAUCCCGGCCGUCAGCAUAUCAUACGUGGUCUACGAACACAUGAGGGGGCUGAUAUUCAAACUCACUGCAUAGGGACGUGCUGUGGAUCAGCCCAAAGACCUGAGGAGCAAGACACACACACACAC